Messenger RNA from Westerdykella ornata, 721 nucleotides. RefSeq lists its product as uncharacterized. The transcript has 3 exons. Bases 8 to 373 code for a protein of 121 amino acids. The record is from RefSeq and is a predicted model, not a curated record. Lineage: Eukaryota; Fungi; Ascomycota; Dothideomycetes; Pleosporales; Sporormiaceae.
CGCAACGAUGUCAUCAAGGACCUCUAUCGGGAAAGUCUUUUUGGCCGGCGGUGUUGUCGGACUAGGAUAUUACGCGUACAUGCGCCAGUACUGGUUCCCCAAGACGUCGAAAACCGAGCCCAAUCCGUUCAGGACUCAGGGGGUGAAGAACAUUGAGGAUCGGUACACUGCUGGCGGAGGCAUGCCCAACCAUCAGCCAGGAACGGCGACCAAGGCUGGAGAUUCAAGCAACGUGGAAACACGACAACAGGGCGUUAGCAAAGGUCCCGAUUCCGCAGAAUUUGCUGGCAAGAUCAAUGAUCAAAAGACUGAGGAAGGCGCUUUUCCCGAUAAAUUUUACCAGGCACAAUACGGCAACCCGAAAGGCAAAUGAGACCAUGUUCCCAAGAUGCACAUUGACCUUCAAGCGAUGCGAUUCCCGGUCAUGGGAGUAUUGGGGCUUGGCCCUAUCUUAUUGGAAGAAGCACAGCUUUGACGUUUGAUGAUUGCAUGUAUAAGAAUCUUGUACAUCAAUACGCUAUUUCCAUUCCAUCACAGCAUUUCCCCUUGUCGGCGGCGAAACAAGGAGCUUUUGUAAAUUAUCAUGUAAAAGUACGGGAUGGUUUCUCUGAUAUUGUUGUCCUCAGAGGUACGCGAAAAGCGCUAUUCUCAGUUGCUCAUUAGGUAUAAAUUAAGCUGCCAUAUUGCACAGUGGAUGAGGCAAUUGGACAGCUAAGCUUCA